This is a messenger RNA of Debaryomyces fabryi, 1746 nucleotides long. RefSeq lists its product as uncharacterized. The transcript has a single exon. Gene Ontology annotation, molecular function: aspartic endopeptidase activity, intramembrane cleaving. Lineage: Eukaryota; Fungi; Ascomycota; Pichiomycetes; Serinales; Debaryomycetaceae. Gene Ontology annotation, biological process: membrane protein proteolysis. Gene Ontology annotation, cellular component: lumenal side of endoplasmic reticulum membrane; membrane; cytoplasmic side of endoplasmic reticulum membrane. Bases 1 to 1746 code for a protein of 581 amino acids. The record is from RefSeq and is a predicted model, not a curated record.
AUGAACUAUACAGACGUGAAAACGACUACGUCUCAUUUCGAUCAAUUGAAUUUGAUUGACAAGUUAUCUAUUUUAGCACCUUAUAAACUUUAUAAUCCAAGAAACUUCAUUAAUAGUCAGAUCAAUUAUGAAAUAAUCUCGUUUGUAUUGCUUAUUAUUAUUGCAUUGAGUUGUGUGGUGAUAGGAGCAUAUACUACUAUUAGCAAACCUGUGAAUGCACUUGACCCCAAUGAUGAUAAAGAGGCAGAUUGGGAUGGUACAGACAAUGACAAUUGUAAUUAUUACAAGUCAACAAAUAGCGACCUUGAAUUGCUUAAUAUUGAGUCUAUUGGAUGGAAACACGCGUUGAGCUUGCCCUUGAUAGGUUCUGCUGUAUUGUAUGGUCUAUACUACGGAUUGACACGUUUUGACAAAAAGAAUCUCAUGGUUGGUUUGAACUGGUACGUUUUAGGAAUGAGUAUAUUUCCAAACUAUCUCACAUACCAUUACUUAUUGACCGUGUUUACAAGAAGAAUUCAGAAUAUUUUCAAUCUUCAACCAAUUUUUCACAGAUACAGAUUGACAUUAUCAAAGGAUGUGGAUAACUUUCCAUUGGGCGUAGUUGAAUCCAUUGACAAAACAAAAUUCAAAAAAGUAUUACGCCAUUUGAGAAAGGUAGGAGUAAAGGUUAUUAAACCAAAUUUGAUCAAGACAGAAAAUCAGCUUGUUAAUUGUUUCUUUGACUUGAAAUUUUUGGUUCUUAUCCCUGUCAGUAUGAUCGUCAGUUAUGGUUUCUAUAAAUUCAACCCCGUAUUAAAUUCUGAAUAUCCAUUAAAUCAAACUAAUUGGAUGAUUUCGGAUAUUUUAGGCAUUAAUUUUGCAAUCUUUGGAAUUAAUCAUACAAGAAUCUCUAGUUUUAGAGUUGCAUUUAUCUUAUUGGUUGGGUUAUUCUUCUACGAUAUCUACUUUGUUUUUGGUACAAAAGUCAUGGUUACAGUUGCUACGGGCCUAGACAUUCCAAUAAAAAUCCUUAUUCCACGCAAUCCUGCUAUAUACUCGAGCAAUGUGUUUAUUGACUUGUACGAAGUAUUAACUGACUCUCGUCAUUGGGAUACUCCAAUGUCGAUACUCGGACUUGGAGAUAUCGUUAUUCCAGGCGCAUUCGUAGCAUUAUGUCUCAGGUACGACUUAUACAAGCAUCACGAAGCUAAUAGAAAGGCAUUCCACCACUUACUGAACUUUUCCAAGCCAUACUUUAUUGUCAGCAUUAUUUCAUAUUUCCUUGGUUUAUUAUUGACCGUUUCAGUCUUGUAUGUGUAUGAAAUGGGUCAGCCUGCAUUAUUGUAUAUUGUUCCUUGUUUGAUUUUAGGCGUUACCGGGUUGAGCUUACUCAGAGGUGAAUUUGGACAAAUCUUCAGAUACAACGAAGAUAUUGAAGAACCUGCCGAGGAAGAAAGCUCGGAACAAGACCCAAAUCAGGACCCAGAGGAUGAAGACAGUGAAUACUCGGUUGGCGAAGAUUCUGAGUGGGAAAGAUUGGUCGAAGAAAAAAUGGAAAUAGACGAAGACUUCGAAGAAACUGACUUGGAUGAAAUAGACCUCUUGAUUGCAGAUCAGUCAAACCCAGUCCAAAUUCCAAUAACAUAUGAAUUUGAAUCCGAUGAUGAUGACGACACCUUCAUCAUUGUCUCGGACGAAUCGUCUGAAUCCGAAGAAGAAUCUAGUGAUGAGGAUGAAGCUUCGAUUAGCCAAUCUGAUGACGAAUAA